CAUCAAGGGUCAUCUGUUUUUGUGCCAUCUAUUUCUAGAAGAAAGUAAAAUAAAAUUUGCCUUUAGCCCCAUUGUACCCUAUUCUAAUAUGUCUACAUUUAAGUUAUAUUAAAGUGCAUUUAACAUAAGAACUUGUUUUCUAUUUCUUUUUAGGACUUUAAUUUAGGUUUGGACACAAGAAAGCCAACCACAACAUCGAUUGAAACAUCUGCAAAAUGACGUAUAAAACAACUUUCAUGCUAAUACUCAUGUCAGAAUUGGCAUUCACUGUACUGACAUUGUCAACUAGUCGCCCUGUGGCAGUUAUUCUUGGGGAACGUGCCAUUCUCCCUUGUAAAAACACAUGUACUGGACCUUUAACCUGGACAUUUACUGGUGGUAGGAAGAGACUGGAGGUUUUGAAAUGUGACAGAGACAGUUGUACCGAAGGAGGUGGCUUUAAGACCAGAUUGAGCCUUUCCCCUGAAAAGACCAAGAAUGGAGAUCUGUCGCUUACAUUAAAUCAUGCUUUGUACAACGACAAGGGAUGGUACGAGGCCAGAUGCGGUUCAACAGUUCUCUGCAAUUCAUUUUUAGAAGUUCUGUUUCCUGUAACAGUAAAUGUGUCAGUUGGGGAAGACGUGACACUACCUUGCUAUGCUCAUACUGACAAAGAGGUUGCUGACGAUGCUAUAAACAUCCUGUGGAAAAAGGGCGACCAAAUAGCUGUGCAAGUUCAAAAUGGAAUUAUGAACUAUGCCUCAGGUUAUGCAGAGAGGGCAUCUGUUUCAGUAAGUGGUUAUAAAGAUGGAGACCUUUCCUUUUCAAUACGCAGAGCCACCACAUUAGACAAAGGACUAUACCAGUGUUAUCACAGCACAGAAGAGGAAAAUGGAUACCCAGGAGCUGUUGUUCUCAACAUUGAAGCUUAUCAGAGCUUUCAAGAAAAAACGUCUGGUGAUUUUCUUACCCUGGAUUUGUUCGUCUCAGACCCUGUGACAAUAAGUUUCACCAGUGUUAAUACAACAGAGAUCCUGCUCUGCAGUGUAGAAAGAAGCAUCGCUACAUGUAGUCCUGACUACACUCACAGAGUGUCUGUCGUGGAUACCUCCCUUGUGCUGCAUGAAUUAACCGGAUCUGAUACCGGAAUAUUUACAGUGAAAGACAAGAUGGAUGUAAUGGUUGCCAUUUACAACGUUGCUGUGAAGAGUAUGUUUUAAAUUGUGUCUGGAGACUUGUGAGGUUGGGAGAACUUACAGUAUUAUUCUGAUACUAAUAACUGGUUUCAUUCUCAUUUGUGCUGGUCUGUACAUUGGGAUUAAAAUCAGAGAAAAAAAGAACAUCGAAGGUCAUGUUUAAACUUUCCUGAAAUAAGGCUUUAUCAAUUCAAGAUCAAGGAAAAGGGACCAGAUGUCCUGUUCCAGUGACAUACUGUUGUACUUCAAACUAACGAUGCACGAUCAUGGUUUUUCAU
Carassius carassius (crucian carp) is the source of this 1453-nucleotide messenger RNA. RefSeq lists its product as uncharacterized. The coding region runs from base 216 to 1199 and encodes 327 amino acids. Lineage: Eukaryota; Metazoa; Chordata; Actinopteri; Cypriniformes; Cyprinidae. The transcript has 4 exons. Gene Ontology annotation, biological process: immune response; T cell costimulation; negative regulation of T cell proliferation. Gene Ontology annotation, cellular component: external side of plasma membrane. The record is from RefSeq and is a predicted model, not a curated record.